Messenger RNA from Solanum stenotomum, 918 nucleotides. Its product is annotated as transcription factor bHLH84-like. Gene Ontology annotation, biological process: regulation of transcription by RNA polymerase II. Lineage: Eukaryota; Viridiplantae; Streptophyta; Magnoliopsida; Solanales; Solanaceae. The record is from RefSeq and is a predicted model, not a curated record. Bases 1 to 918 code for a protein of 305 amino acids. The transcript has 5 exons. Gene Ontology annotation, cellular component: nucleus. Gene Ontology annotation, molecular function: RNA polymerase II cis-regulatory region sequence-specific DNA binding; protein dimerization activity; DNA-binding transcription factor activity, RNA polymerase II-specific.
AUGGAGCAUGUGGCAUCAAUGUCUGAAGGAGAUUGGGGUUCCUUGAGUGGAAUGUGUUUUACUGAGGAGGCGGAUUUCAUGGCACAGUUACUUGGUAACUGUUCGUUUCCAAAUGAUUCUAAUAACUACGGAGUUUCAUCUGGUUAUUGGAAUAUUGGUCAUGAAUCAAAUAUUGGAUCGUCAGGAGGAAGAGAACAUAGUGGUUUUCUCUUUCCUCCUCCGAGUUAUGAAAGUUACUACUCAAGUAAUUCUCGGCCUAUCUUGAUGAGAAAUGAUAGUUCAAUAACAACAGAACGUGGUCUGAUGGAUACUAAUAAUCCAAUUGAAGCAGAUGAGUACUUCGUUAAUAACAUGGAGUUUGAUGGAAACAUGGCUGAACCUCUUCUUCAUGGAAAAGGCUUGCAGCUAGGAAGAAUAGAUUAUGAGCGAUUUCCGGAAGAUCAUAGUCCAACAGAGAGUUCUAAGAAAAGAGCCCGGUUACAUGGUCAUGUACCAAAGAACAAGAGAAGCACAAAGCUGCAAACAGAUGUUAAGACUGGCGAGAUGGAUGGUAAAAACAAGGCUGUGCUUCAGAGGCAAAACUCAAUGAUCAGUUGUUGCUCAGAAGAUGAAUCUAAUGUUUCUCUCGAGUUGACUCGAAAAUCCAGAGCAAGCAGGGGUUCAGCAACUGACCCCCAGAGCUUGUAUGCCAGGAAAAGAAGAGAGCGAAUUAACGAGAGAUUGAAGACCUUGCAGAGUCUCAUCCCUAAUGGAACCAAGGUUGACAUUAGCACCAUGCUUGAAGAGGCAGUUCAGUAUGUUAAAUUUUUGCAACUCCAAAUCAAGCUAUUGAGCUCUGAAGAUCUAUGGAUGUAUGCUCCCAUUGCCUACAACGGAAUGGACCUUGGGCUUGAUCUGAGGAUUGGCAUUCCAAAAUGA